UUUCCACAUUGUAUCCUAUGUUUAUUUACGUUUUUAAAUAAAAAAUAAUAUAUAAAAAAUGUGCCUUCAGUUAAAACUAUUGGACAGAUUUAAAUUAUCGAAUCAUUUAGGAGUAAAUUUUGCUUGUGAAUAUUCAGACGAUAAUAGAUUUUUUAUUAUAAAUGAUACCACUCUCUAUAUAUUUUCAUUUAAUGGUUCAGUAACAAAUGAAUUACUGAAUUUUAUGUGUAGAAAGUAUAUUUUAGUAGUCUCCGACUUUAGCCCUUGUCGUUGUAUUGAUAUAGAUAUAAACACUUUUUAUUUUAAUUUACCAAAAGAAGACAUAUAUGAAAUUGUAAUGAAAAUAGAAUACUCUAGCAAUUUAAAAAAUACAAAACCCUUAGACCCAGUUCCUCUUUGCGCGAAAUGGUCUCCUAAAGGUUUAGCGGACAACAGUGGUUGUUUUUUAGGAGUUUAACUAAUUUGUACAGUUUAGAAGUAUAUAUGAAAUAUCUCAACAAUUUGGAAGAGGUUAAAUACUGUAUUAUAUCAAACAUUACAGAAUCAAUCAUCGUAACUGAAAAAGUUAAAUGGAGUGAUGCUAAUAGGUUUGCAAAUAAUAUAAAAUUGGAGGAAUACAAAAGAAGAAUAGGUGCUGUUACACCUUCAGCAUUUACUUGGAGCCAUCUUAUUAAUGUUGGAGACAUUAAUAAGUGUGUUAUAUUCGUUGGACAUCUUAAUGGAGACAUAACAGCAUGGAGGUUGAAAUCCAGGAGAUAUGAUGAUGGCAAACAAACCAGUCCUGAGUUUUUAGGGAGAUACAGAACAGCACUGUCAAGAAUUACAUGUAUGCAGUGGCACAAGACCAGCAAAAAUGGAGGGGGAUUAUUCUACUCAGACAUAGAAGGACAAAUGAAUGUUGUAUAUGUUACAUAUUUAAACACAUCAGAAGCCGUUUUUGUCAAAGACUGUUCAUUUUUGACAGAAAAGAAUAAAGUGAAAGUUGAAAAAAUAAGUGUUUUUGAAUAUAAUGAGGAGACAUUUAUAUUGGUUGCUAAGCAAAGAGUGCUAAUUAUUUUUGGAAUUAAUAAAAUGGGAGAGGUUUUUGACUGCUGUGUUGUAUACAUUCAGAACUAUUACAUAACAGGCCUACACUACAUAGAAAAUAAAGUAUAUGUAUUGUCCCUCCCGGGAAUUUUAACAGAAUUAACUGUCGAUGUUCAAGGGACAACAAGAUAUCCACCACAAAAAACGUUGUAUCAUUAAAGAAUGACAUGGAAAAAUAUCGAACCCAUGGAUUUUUCUUCACAAAAACAAAUAUCAUGUUAGUUAUCAUCGCAUAUCCAUGGGAUCUGCAAAGUUUUUCCAAAUCGGGUCUUAUGUAAAUGUGUUUGUUUAUCAUAAUGUGCAGUUAAAGCCUUUUGAUUUGCUGUGGAAUUACCAAGGUGAUAGUAUAGAGGAUUAUUGGGACUGUUUUGAAACUUUAAGAAUAGUGUGUAUCAAAGAAAAACGUUUUCCUUGGCUGGGUCUUCCUAACGAUCUCAACUAUGACACACUGUCUACAACGAAACUGAAAAUCUUACGUUUGGUAUCGCAAUUGUCCGAAAUGGUAUUCGCGGUAAUACCAACCGUUAAAACGUACGAUAUAAAACCGUUUAUUAUCCUCCACUACUUAGUAACAAUCAAACUGGUUAUAGAACGAAUGACACGGCUGUUUAAUAAAAGAAAAGAGACCAAACUGAGCGAUUUUCAAAUGCGGAGUAUCUUCAUCCAGAAUUUUUUCCUCAAAGAGAUGGUAGCGAAGAAUAUUUUGCCGAAGGCUAACGUUGGAAAAACGUUUAUUGACGGCAUGAUUGAAGUUAUGAGAAUUGCGAACGAAUUGGAGUAUCCAGAGCCUUUGGAUUGUGUGUGGUGUGGAGACAAGAUCUUAGGUCCAGUAUGUUUUCCUCCACAUGUAGAUACCCGUUGCUGCAUUUCGAUGAUGCCGAUGUUCGUGGUGGCUGAGUAUAAAUGCCCUUAUUGUAAAUCGCUGGCUCAUAAACAAAUAGAAGAAGAAUAUUCACCGAUAUAUUGCCCUUAUUGCGAUGUAGUAAUGGAAAGAAUUAUUAUGGCCGACGAACAACUGAAGGAAAAGUGUCGACUUUUCGAACUCGAAACGUCAAAGCAAAAACUGGAUGUUUGUUUUGCGGAUUGUUUGAAAGAGAAGAUCGAUGUGAACGAAAUCGAAGAAAAUGAUACAGAGUAUAUUAUUUUCAGGCGGACAGCGAUGAAGAGUCAUCUGACAGUAUGAUAGAACUUUAUAAAGAAUUUUCAAAAGCUGGGAUCAACGACAAAGACGACUAAUUGGAGAAAUCGUUUUGUUUUAAGGUUGAUAAUUAGUGAUAUGUAGAUUGGAGUAAGCUGGAAUUCCACAGUUUGAUUAAACAUAAAAAUAUAGAAAUAUCAAAACCUGGGAUGGAUACGUUAAAAUCCUCAUAUCAGAGGUCGAGAUUAACAAAACUACCGGAGUAAUAUUAAAAUGUUACGAAAAUCAUUGUUAAAAUUCCAGAAUACAAAUUUGUAUACAAAUAUAUACAAAGUAAGAUGUCAAUAAAUAAGCAAAAAGGAAUAUUACUUCAAAACAAUGGUUUUUAUAUUUAUUUUUGUAACUUGUGAUAAAUAUGUUUAG
Diabrotica balteata is the source of this 2647-nucleotide messenger RNA. NCBI's taxonomy places the organism in Eukaryota, Metazoa, Arthropoda, Insecta, Coleoptera, Chrysomelidae. The record is from the annotation of a GenBank genome assembly.